GGCUCGACUGCGUCCGUAGAUUACACUAUUGACAUCUCGGCACUUUGGCACGCCUUUGUGGCUGCCACUCGAGGUAGAUCGAUGUCCCUGAUUCAAGGAUGCACAAGCUCGUACUAUCCAUGGCUCGAGACUUCUUGUACGACUCCGAAACAAACGCUUGCGUAAAGACAGAGAGAUAUGACUGGACAGUGCUUCCAACCCAGACUUUACCGUGUCGUGGUCCACUCCGAGGAUUUUAGACCAGCAGCAAUCUUACUUUGAUCGCCAUUCCAAAUCGAUCCGAUCACCAUACAAAAUCUCUCGUGGAUUGCCCAGGCAAGAUACACGAUCAAGCCUCCACGUGUACGUCGCCGCUGACGUCCCUGGGAAUCAUUGGCAAGAGAUUUCUCGAAGACGCUGUAUAUAUGACGAGCAUGUCGAGGUGCUCGGUGAACGUUCCGACAAUUCACAUCGAACUAGUCACCUUCCAAGUCUACGGCCUUGAUCAACAGCAUGAAAAUUCUACUUCUCUGUACAGCACACAAUUCUUUAUCACAGCGUCUGUACUUGACUCUGGUACCCAAUCAUGAAAUCACGAUUGAGUACGCAUUAUCGGCCGAGACCAUGAUUGAGGCCGUACGUAUGGCACAUCCACAUCUGGUCGUCUGUCCCUUCCUUACAUCUGCCGUGCCUACAGAGAUCUAUACCAGAUACAUGACAUUGGUGGUCCAUCCUGGAGCUCCUGGAGACGGUGGCCCUAGUGCACUGGACUUUAUCAUCAUGGGCGAAGACGGAACGGAUGAUAACCUCGAAAGAGUCAUGAGCAAAGAUAUCUGGUCUGAGCACGGCAGAACUCAUUGGGCUGUCACUGUUCUGCAAGCUAUUGCGGAAUACGAUGCUGGCCCAGUCUGGGCUUUCGAGCAGUUCAGACUCGACAUCGAUGAUCACCACCUUACCAAAUCGAGUCUCUAUCGAGGAGAUGUCACUCGUGCGGCUGUCUCCGCAACCUUGGCUGCUCUCGACAGAGUCCAACUUGCAUUCCAAGAGCAAGUCACUCACAUCAUUGGUGACACUGAUAACUGGAGCCGUGCGGCUCCCAAGCUGGAAGCCAAAGCUGAAUACAAGAUCGCUUCUGUGACUACAGGUGAGCGAUUUCACGGAGGCCACACAGCUCCAUUGCCCUUCUUGAAAGCCACUCAACGAGACUUCGACAUCAGUCGACACUCCGCCAGGAUGAUCUCGAGGCUUAUAAGAGCUUCAGACUCUCAGCCUGGUUGUCUCACCAACUUCCUUGGCCCUAGUCUGUACCUCUAUGGUGGUUUCGUCGAAGACGGCCAGCACAUGUCGAAUAUUAGUGUGAAGCCCGGCAAAAUCAUCGGUACUCGCAAUGACGCCGUGUGCUUCAACACACUUGAUAAUAAAGGCAUAUGGAUCACACACGCUCGUCGUGUCAAGAAAAAGACAGAUGCUUCUCUUUGGCCCAAAGCACCUGCCGUACUAUUGUUCGCAGAACUUGGCAUUAUUGACCUUGAGAAGUUGCCUCAGUUUCUACCUUCACUGCCCGCAGACUUCAGCCGGGUCGAAUAUCCGACAUUCCAGGAGAUCCUCGUCGAGUACGGUAACAUCGCUACAGGUCAACGCGUCGCUUACUUGACAUUCGAUUUUUACAACGGAGCGAUGAGUACUUGUCAAUGCCAGCUCAUGUAUGCUGUCUUGCGAAGCAUUCUCGACACGCACACUCAGGCAUCUCCGUUAUCUGCAGUAGUGCUAUUAGGUGGCAGCUACUUUUCAAAUGGUAUACAUCUCAAUGUCAUAGAGGUUGCUUCGGAUCCAGCUUACGAGUCUUGGAUCAACAUAAAUGCUAUGAACGAUGUGGUCUUGCUACUCCUGCAAGACUUUUCCGCUCACAACAUCACCACCAUUUCUACGCUUCGUGGCAACGCCGCUGCUGGAGGUGUAGCUCUCGCAGCUGCUACUGACUACGUGAUUGCCGGCGAAAACGUGGUUAUCAAUCCCGCCUAUCGAGCCUUAGGCUUGUUCGGCAGCGAAUAUCACACUCUCACCUACCCCGGUCGUGUAGGUCACAAUGCAGCUCGCCACCUCCUUCGCGAUAUGCUGCCCAUCUCCGCUCAGCAAGCCAAAGAUAUCGGUCUUGUCGACGUGGUCAUACCCAGCCAUGGCACCACUCUCGACAAAGCGAUUCACACUCAUAUCUCUGACAUCAUCUCCACGUGCCUGUCUCUAGGUAUCUGGAAGCGUGCACUCGAUCUUUCACCACCAGCUCUUGCAAAGGCACGAAUGCGAGAGCUUGCUGAGAUGGCAAAAGACUUCUGGUCUCCUCGCUCUGUACGCUAUCAUUCUCGACGAAGAGAUUUCGUGCGUAAGAUCAAGCCGUCAAAGACCCCACUACGGUUUGCCCAGCAUCGACGUAAAAUAGGUGAGCUUGACGAGGAGGAAAGAGACGACUUUGAUCUGGUGGAGACGUUUGGAGUGUUGACAAGGAAAGAGCAGGAACAGGCGCUGUGGGAAGAGAUGGACGCGUUGGAGAUGCAGGCGAGAAAGGCUAGCCAUCCAAGCAUUGUUGCGGAGAAGGAGAAGGGGAAGUUGGAGAUAAUGUUUUCGUGUUACUACAAUUCUUGAUGAUUAUGAUGAUCAGCGGGCUUGUUUUCAAGAUGGUUGAUCACGAGGGGGGAUGUGGUGUUCGGCUUGAUGAAUAGCUUUGGGCCUUCUUGACCAAUAAUCAGAAUCGACAUGUCAUUGUGCACC
Messenger RNA from Aureobasidium subglaciale EXF-2481, 2745 nucleotides. RefSeq lists its product as uncharacterized. Lineage: Eukaryota; Fungi; Ascomycota; Dothideomycetes; Dothideales; Saccotheciaceae. Gene Ontology annotation, molecular function: catalytic activity. The record is from RefSeq and is a predicted model, not a curated record. The transcript has a single exon. Bases 493 to 2619 code for a protein of 708 amino acids. Gene Ontology annotation, biological process: biosynthetic process.